UAGUCUAGACUGUCCACUAAGCCUGCUCUCUGUGCGGUUCUGUGUUCCCUACUAGGAAAGUUCACUGUCAUUUCAUGUGCAGUGUGCAGAAAAAUCGUUUUCAGCCUAGGCGACAGUAUUCGGGUUAUUAUGUGCAGACGAUACUCAAUUGGUAAUGAGGUUGCUUACACGCAAGCAGCGCCUCGGCUAUAAUGAGCAACUAUUACAACCGAGAACCGCUCAUAUCAGCCUAAUAUGAGUUAUUCUGGUUUCUCGGCUGUAUUAAAUUCCAUACGGCAACUGAUUGCGAGAUGCUCCAUCGUAUUUUGGGGCGUAUGUUUGUGGAACGAAAUAGUACGUAGAUAAACUCCAAACCAGAACAAUCAGCUUGCGUUUUUCUGCAAAUCAUUAAGUAAUUUGAAUGUAAAUCAGUUUGGGAUUGAUAGUUUCAAUAGGCCCCCUGUUGGCGCCGUUGGCAGCCCCAUACCAAAAUCGUCAAAAUCGCAAAAUGUAAAUCAGCAAAAUGUCAACUUUGGCGCUGUCGGCGCUACUUCUAACUUACUAGCCUAUGGAAAACUAUAUCUAACUAUCGUGAGUAUAGCGAGGUGUGAGAAUGACUUUCGAGCAUCCAAGCUUUCGAGAUGCCAGUGAGAAGUGAGACAAAGACAAGACUAGGCAGAGUAAGGUGAGCACUUUCACUAGAGGCGAACAAACAUAUAUGUUAAGUUUGUUCUAUUCAUAAAUUUGUAUACCUCUGAAUUACGACGAUGUCGUACCAAUUAUACAGAAAUACAACGUUAGGAAACACGUUGCAAGAAAGUUUAGAUGAACUAAUACAGUAUGGCCAAAUAACUCCACAAUUGGCAGUCAAAGUAUUAUUGCAAUUUGACAAAGCUAUUAACCAAGCCUUAGCGACAAGAGUCAAAUCAAGACUUAGUUUUAGGGCUGGCAAAUUGAACACAUAUAGGUUUUGUGAUAAUGUAUGGACAUUUAUGUUGAAUGAUGUCGAGUUUAGAGAAGUACAGGAGGUGGCUAUUGUAGAUAAAGUUAAAAUAGUAGCCUGUGAUGGAAAAACACUUGAUACAGACCUUGGACCAAAGCGGUAACAAACUGCCUCCUUUCUAAUUCAAUUUAAUGCAUAGGAUAUUUACUUAAAUAAAUAAUCACUCAAUUAUUUAUCUCUUUGUAUUUGACUUAUUUGUGAUAAAAAUAAUCAAUAAAAAAUUAUGAAAAAAUUUACUUC
Molecule: messenger RNA, 1222 nt
Organism: Phymastichus coffea
Lineage: Eukaryota; Metazoa; Arthropoda; Insecta; Hymenoptera; Eulophidae
Gene: TfIIA-S
Product: transcription initiation factor IIA subunit 2
Exons: 5
Coding region: 747-1085 (112 amino acids)
Biological process (GO): RNA polymerase II preinitiation complex assembly; transcription initiation at RNA polymerase II promoter
Cellular component (GO): transcription factor TFIIA complex
Molecular function (GO): RNA polymerase II general transcription initiation factor activity; TBP-class protein binding
Source: RefSeq, a predicted model, not a curated record